CUGGAUUCGAUUCCUGGCGAGUCUCCGAAGCUAUCUCCAUGGAUUGCCUGCAACCAACAACACUUUCGUCUCACAAUUCUUGUAAGCACUUUUUUUCUUAACCAAACCCCAAGAAGCCACCUUAUUACCAACAGACGACAAUGGCCACCACCACUGCCCAAACUCUCGUUUGCUGUGAGCCCAAAGAUCGCACUAGCAUCUCCACAGCUGCCACCGACAACACAUCGUUGCCUGACGUAGAGGAUUACAGCGAGGCAUCUGAAAUCAUUGAGGAAGAUCUGGUCGAGUUUGAUGAGCUCGAGAAGGACUUGCUUCUCUGUUAUGAUGAAAAACGCAAGAUAAAGAGGCAGAACAGCCUGCUCUCUGUGUCUACAUCCUCUGAUUCGUCCACUAAAAGUGGGAGUCUUAGGUCAACCAGAAGUGAAAACCGCCGGUCGAGCAGGAGUAGCAGGAGCCCCAAGCCCAACCGGAGUCCCAAGCCCACUAGGAGCCCCAGAGUGCAACGCUCUGCAACUGCAACUAGUGUCCUUUCCCGAGAACAAGACAGGCGGGUCAAACUUCGCAUGCGACGAGCUUUGACCCUGGAAUCGGCACCUGUUCCGAAGCAAAGUACGGAGGCGGAGAGUGUCGAAGCUAGCCAUCAAACCCCAGCAGAGUGCCUCCGCGAAGUCCUACAUGGUGUCUGUGAUUCGGCCCUCAAGAGCGAGACAUGGGAGAAGAAGUUUACUGCCAUUACCCCGGACCGGCUCGCUGGGUACACGGAGAAGGCUACCCACGCUAUUCGCAGUGACCAACUUUCAGCAGUGAAGCAACUGCACGGACAGGGUAUUUCCUUCGAUACUUGCAAUCAGCAUGGCGAAAGCAUGAUCCAUUUCGCCUGCAGGUCAGGGCAGCUCGAGAUCAUCAAGUUUCUGGUUGACGACGCGAAAGUACCUCUUCGAGUUCGAGAUGACGCUGGUCGAACUCCCCUGCAUGAUUUAUGUUGGACUAAUAAGCCAGACUUUGGGCUUAUGAAGUACAUCCUGAGUCAGGCACCAGAAUUGCUUUUCAUCAAGGACAAAAGGGGAUUUACCGCUUUUCAGUAUAUCCCCCAAGGCAUUUGUGAACAGUGGUGCCAGUUCCUUCGAGACGAACAAGCCUUCUUGCUUCACCAAGUCAAAGAAAGCGCCUACCACAAUGCACGGCACCAGUUGGAUGAUGCACAAGAACGACUUCAAGCCCUGAUGAAAAGAGCAGCCAGCUUUGAUUAGACUACAUUCAUAACAUAUUACUCUAGCCUCUGAACUCCCUCGUCU
Seminavis robusta is the source of this 1295-nucleotide messenger RNA. The record is from the annotation of a GenBank genome assembly. Lineage: Eukaryota; Bacillariophyta; Bacillariophyceae; Naviculales; Naviculaceae.